CUUACGAAUUAAACCCACUUCAUCCCCCACCACGCCUCUUGGUGCAGUUCAGAGUUUUUUUUUUCAGUUUUUCAGACCCAAAACAAAUAGAGUUCAGUUUUUUUUUUUUUCUUCAGGCAUUUAUCAUAAUUUCUUUCGUUCUUUCUUCAAUGUUGCCUAAAACAGUUGCAAUUUUUUCUUGAAAAUGAAAAGAAACGGAUGGCUUGGAACCUAGAAUUGUGAGACGUGUGAUCUCAUUAGUAGUGGUGGUGGUGGCUCUUGCUUAUCUUUGCUUUUCCAUGUGCUUAGCUGUGUGCGGUUGGGAGAACAAGCUCAAAGUUUGAGGAGAAAGAACAGUGUUAAAUGCAUUGCAAAUAAGCUGCUUGCUUCUUCUUGGAUCCAAUUCCUAAGGUUUCUUGCAAGAUAAGAAUUGGACAGGUAUAUAAGGCCGUCUACCACCAAGUCUAUAUAAUUCGGUUUGAAGCAAAAUAUAGGGAAAAACUUAGCUGCCAUUAAUGUGUGGUAUUUAAUUGGGGUCAGCAGAUGGAUGAUAAGUUAGUAGAUGCUCAGAAAGAUCACCAGGGACAAGACGAUUCGUUGCAUAUUUUGAGCAAGGAGCGGGAAUUGUCAAGAAAUGGUACUUUAAAAUCCUCUGGGUCAAAAUUGAAAAGGUUAGUCACAUGGUCAAAUCCACAGCAUGCCCUAAUUUCAAAUGUUAAGUGUUCACAAAUUAGUAAAUGUUGCAUAAAAAGUUCUUUGUUUCCAAGUGCUCUGGGCUUGGACAGAAGGAUUCCAAAACAUAUACUGAGCUUAGAUGAAAAAUUUCGUCGUCGUUGCAUGGAAUUGAUUCAUAUUAGUGCAUCCAAAGCUACCCGAUGCAGUGCUGUUGUGAAUUUGAGCUCGACAAAGAUUGGUGCUUUGCCUGAGAGCUUGAAUGUGACUAAAGUUAGAAGUGGAGAUACAUGUAAUUCUACUAGGUUUGUUUUUGAAUGUCCAUUGGCAGCUGGAGGUGGGAGUGUAGUGAUAGGCCCUGCAGGACAGUGGAUUGUAGGUACAGUUAUGGGGAGCAAGAGCAUGGUGAAUAUAUUAAAGAGCCCUUUGUUCCACCAAUUUGGUCCCCUCGGUAGCAAUACAGACUUGACAAGAAUUAAUACAAAUGAUGUGAAAGGCUCAAUAUGCUAUGAUUUUACAGAAUCUCCUGGUGGAUUAAGUUUCUCUUCUUCACCGGUGCUAGAAAAGGAAACACCAAAUAAGGGAAGCCAUAAAAAUGGAUCUGAUACUGGCCACAAAAGGUUUGUUUCUCUGUGUAGUACAAACUCUGCGUGUUCUGAUCAAUCUUCUGCUUCUGCUCUCACCACUGUUUCUCAAGGAAUGCUUCAAUGCACGUGGAAGGGAGGGAAUCCUCAUUUUGUUUUCUCCACAGAUCAAAAAAGGGAGGUCUAUGUAGCCAACUUGUGGAAGGUUGAGUCUGAAGAAGAUAAGACUCUGGACUAUGUAUACUUGUUCCAUUCAGGAAAGGGUGGGCAAAAGGACCAUGAAAUUCGAGAUGGUGAGUCACAGCUUGUUGGAAAGAUGAAGGUGAAUAAUUUGGUCUCACUCUGCUCAAACAAUUCAAAGAUCAUGGAGACUGAGUUUGUUUUGUAUGGUGGUGGUAUUGAGAUGCAUACUUCUGCCCAUAAUCUCAGGAAGAGUAAGGGGUUAUCAAAGAAGGUGGCAGAAGUAUUCAGGUCAAGUCACUCAUCCAAACAAAAAACCUCCUCCAAAUUGAGUGGACCAAGUUCGAAACUUGAAAGUUCUUCUCGGGAAUCAUGCCUAGAUACAGGCAACAAUCAAGAUGCUCUAGGUCUGCCCAAUUUAUUAGAAGAUCAUCUCCCUCCAAAUUUUGAAUUGGCCGCCAUUGUUGUCAAAGACCAUCUCCCUGAUGAUCGUAAGGAGGAGGCUGGAGGUUGGGGUUUGAAAUUUCUGAAGAAAGUUGGAGUCAAGAAAACCGCUACUGUGGAAGCCUCAGUACCUAUCGAAUGUUGUCGAAAUAAUGGUGAUUGCUCUACCAGUAUGGAUGUUCUAAUCCCAGCAGGUCUUCAUGGUGGACCAAGAACCAGAAAUGGUGGUGCUUCAAGUCUUACUGAAAGAUGGAGAUCUGGUGGACAUUGUGACUGUGGAGGUUGGGAUCUGGGGUGCCCACUCACAGUACUUCAAACCAAACCAAGCAAAGAAGACAUUUUCCCUCAAUCGGACACUCAGGGGGAGUGCAAGUCAUUUGAUUUAAAUCGAAAGGGUUCAGAACAUGGCCCUCCCACAUUCAGGAUGUUGAAUGUCCACGAUGGUUUGUAUUUUGUUCAUUUUCAACCAACUAUGUCAAUUCUGCAGUCCUUCUCAAUUGCAGUAGCAAUUAUCCAUACACAGAGUCCCACUCUCCGACCAAAAUGUACAGGAGUUUUAAGUACCAAAAUCCAGGGUUGAAAUUUGUGUAGUUGUUGUAACUCUCAUACUGUAUACAGCAGUGGGCAACUUAAAUUAUAUAUGUAUGUAUACUUGGAAUCCAGAUGAUUUCUGUUGUGUUUUAUGGUUUUCUUCGGUUACCCUGAUAUAGUGAUAUCAGACAGUUUUCUGCUUCUAGGUUAGUUUGUAUUGGUUGGGAUUUAGUCCCUUGAUUCCUAGGCCAGAAAUGCUUGUAAUCUGCUCAUUAGUAUUGAAUGUACGAGAUUUUGAUAUAAUUAUAUUGAUAGCAAAUCAUCUUGAGGGCAAUUAGCAACACUGAAAUUGGCAUUUUAAUAAUUUUGCUGAGAUCAAUCCGAACUGGAAUUUAAUUCUUAGACCAAGCCCUGCUAUCAUAAUUUAAAAUUUUCAUCUUCUGCAUACCUCCACUCCAGCUAUAGAGUGUUUGAUUUGCAGCUUGUUAACAUGCUUGCUCUGGUCGCCGCUAGUUCGUUCAUGACCAUGUUCAUGCGUGGAAUACAUCAUUCUAGUGCUCACAAAGUAAGUUUUCCUGGAUCUUAUCUUUUGUUUUCAUGUUUUAAUUACAGGGAUUACAUUUGACAUAUUAGAUUGUCUUAUAUUUUGUUCACCCACUACGUGUUCAUCAUAUACUCAAACAUAGUUGUCUAGCUUAGCUAUAAAAAGUGAUAGAGAAGAGAUUGAGACUAAAUAAUCGUAGUAGUCCUCUUCAUAAUCAGAAGAUAAAGUUAGAAACUUACGUAUAGCCUCUAAACCAUGUCAUAUCAAACCAUGGACCUGACCAAUUAUAAAUGAUGGUGGCAAUUUAAUUAGAUGCGUCAAACAUGCCUGAAGCACAUUCGUUUAACUUCAAAUUUCCUAGCCAAGAUAGAGAAAAAUAAGAAAAAAAGGAUGAGAAAAGCAAACUAACCAUAGUGGACAGUACAAUAAAUCCACAUAGCCAUGCUAUAAAGAGAAAAAGAACAAGAAAUAUAUUUAACUACAAACUUGUAAAAGUAUUAUCAAAUCAUCAUGUAUGCAGGACCUUUUUAUUUUUUAUUUGGGUCAAGCAUGUAUGCAGGACCUUGUACUGGAAGUAUAUGGGAGUAAAUUUCAGGUAACCAUUCUCCAGCAGGCUUUUCACUCCUACCCUGCUUGUGAUUACUUUAAGGUUAGUGGAAAGUUCUUUCGUAUGAUUCAUUCCGUAUAGUUCUAUGUAGAAGCAGGUCAAGAAUUCUGGAUUACUGUAAAAUGUCUCAAUUGUUGAUCUACUUUAGCUAAUAAUCUGAACAUUAAACUUGUAUAUUGGCAUAUUUCAUGGCUGACAGUUUCCUUAAGAAAAUUUCCCCUUGCUGGUAUUGUAAUGAUGACUGUCACGUUUCUUGUGGUGAUACAGAUGCAUAAGUACAAGUGAUUGAGUAUCUUGAUCACAGGGCUGGUAAAAUUGUGGUCAAAUCGAAUGGAAGGCUUAACAGAUGCAGGGUUAUUUGCCUUCAUAUUGGUAUGGGGUUGAAGGAGAUUGAUGAUUGAACUGCAAGUAUUUGGUUAAACCAGGCAAGCAAGGUGUUUCAGGAAAGAGAUGGAAUUU
This is a messenger RNA of Prunus avium (sweet cherry), 4000 nucleotides long. RefSeq names its product cadherin EGF LAG seven-pass G-type receptor, putative (DUF3527). NCBI's taxonomy places the organism in Eukaryota, Viridiplantae, Streptophyta, Magnoliopsida, Rosales, Rosaceae. The record is from RefSeq and is a predicted model, not a curated record.